Molecule: messenger RNA, 767 nt
Organism: Brassica oleracea var. oleracea
Lineage: Eukaryota; Viridiplantae; Streptophyta; Magnoliopsida; Brassicales; Brassicaceae
Product: histidine triad nucleotide-binding protein 3
Exons: 6
Coding region: 129-572 (147 amino acids)
Molecular function (GO): catalytic activity
Source: RefSeq, a predicted model, not a curated record
GUGGGUACUUAACAAAUGUUUCUCAGUUAUGACAAACUUCUUGCACGGACAGUUUCAUCCAAAGUCCGAAGCCACCCCAAAAACUUUGAAAUCGGAAUCCAGAUUGCCGAAUUUGAUCGGGAGAAGAAAUGGCGGGAGCGAAUCAAACGUGUAUUUUCUGUCAGAUCUUGCACGAUCCCAACUCAACUACUCGUCUCCUUCACACCGAUGAGAAGGUCGUCGCGUUUCAAGACAUCAAGCCUGCCGCCCGGAGGCACUACUUGGUCAUUCCAAAAGAACACAUCCCAACUGUGAGAGACCUCCAGAGAAGAGAUGAAGACUACUCUUUGGUGAGUCACAUGCUAAGUGUGGGACAAGAACUGCUGCAGAAAGACGCACCUCAAACCAUUCAUAGAUUUGGUUUUCACCAACCUCCUUUUAACAGUGUCGAUCAUCUCCAUCUCCAUUGUUUUGCAUUGCCUUUUAUGCCCAGAUGGAAAGUCGUCAAGUACAUGUCUUUGGGACCUUUCGGUGGUUUUAUUGAAGCACAGAAACUUCUGGAGAAGAUAAGGCCUCUUCCUUCAAAAGUUUAACUGAAUCUAACUUCAUUGCAGUGCUAAAAUUGGUGCUAUAUCUCUUUUCUAUUCUUUUUUUUUCUGGCAUGUCAAUACCACAUAUCAUUGUUGGUUUUGUAUGUAAGAAGGACGUGUCGUGUAAUUUUAUGUAAUUUCUGUCGCUUGCCAAUAGUUGUAGGCAAUGACGCCAUUCUCAUUUUUGUGUCAUACUUA